AUGGAGGAGGCUGAGAGACGCGGCGUGGUGGUGCUCAUCACGGAAAGGAUGUCAGAAUCCGUCGACAUCUUGGCGCAUCUCAUGCAAUGGGACAUGGACACGAUCGAGCUCAACGUUGGGUCCCAAAGAGUGCAGGACGCAGGGCGUGGCUACUUUUCCUGCCCCGCCGCUGACACCACAGCAAGUGCAUCAGCGCCAUCAGAGGGUGUAACCUGGUCGACGAGGUGCUGUACGAGCACUACGAGCGACAAUUCGAAACCCUAG
This is a messenger RNA of Ectocarpus siliculosus, 264 nucleotides long. The record is from the annotation of a GenBank genome assembly. Lineage: Eukaryota; Phaeophyceae; Ectocarpales; Ectocarpaceae.